AAUACUGCUAUAGAGUGGAAAGCUUGUACACGUAGUUUGGCACUCGCAGUCGGUUGUUGGCGUUUUUAGUCUGCUGCCUGAUCUUCGACGCGCUGCAGCUGUUUUGGAGUCGCCGCGAGUGUCAUAUCUGCUGUGACCGCGAAAAUUUCCGGGCUAAAAACAGAGAUAUUGAUAUACAUAUAUAUUUCAAUAUAUCCCGCAUCUACAUUAGCCAAUUGUGAGUGAUGGUGGAGACGGCGACGACUACUACCAUAACCCGCACCACCACGGCCGUUCCGGCUGGUGCAGUAACGGUAACUGGACCCACUGCCUCGGCCACGCCCACCGCGACACAGGCGGCCGCGCAGGCGCAUCGCAACGAUGAGACCACCCGGGCCAUCUUCAAUCUGAAAGUCAUCAUCUUUCUGCUCCUGCUGCCUCUGGUCCUGCUGGCCGUCUUCCUCAAGCACCUCUUGGAUUACCUAUUCGCGCUGGGACUCAAGGAGAAGGAUGUCAGUGGCAAGGUGGCACUGGUGACCGGCGGAGGCAGCGGCCUGGGUCGCGAGAUCUGCUUGGAGCUGGCCCGACGCGGCUGCAAGCUGGCCGUAGUGGAUGUCAACUCCAGGGGCUGCUACGAAACGGUGGAGCUGCUCUCCAAGAUCCCACGCUGCGUGGCCAAGGCCUAUAAGCACGACGUGUCAUCGCCGCGCGAGCUGCAACUGAUGGCCGCCAAGGUGGAGAAGGAACUGGGUCCCGUGGACAUUCUGGUCAACAAUGCUUCCCUCAUGCCCAUGACUUCGACGCCCACCCUGAAGAGCGAUGAAAUCGACACCAUACUGCAGCUCAACUUGGGUUCCUACAUAAUGACCACCAAGGAGUUCCUGCCCAAGAUGAUUAUGCGCAAAUCCGGUCACCUGGUGGCAGUAAAUGCCUUGGCGGGUCUAGUUCCUCUGCCAGGCGCGGGCAUCUACACGGCCACCAAAUACGGCAUCGAGGGCUUCAUGGAGUCGCUGCGGGCUGAGCUGCGAUUGUCCGAUUGUGACUACGUUCGCACCACGGUGGCCAAUGCCUAUCUGAUGCGGACCAGCGGAGAUCUUCCACUGCUCAGUGAUGCCGGCAUUGCGAAGAGCUAUCCCGGACUGCCCACUCCAUAUGUGGCCGAGAAGAUUGUCAAGGGCGUGCUGCUGAACGAGCGCAUGGUGUACGUGCCAAAAAUAUUCGCACUCAGCGUGUGGCUGCUCAGACUACUGCCCACCAAGUGGCAGGAUUACAUGCUGCUCCGCUUCUACCACUUCGAUGUGCGCAGCUCCCACCUGUUUUACUGGAAAUAGAGGAGAGGAGUAACAUGCCCAUGCAGACGCAUUUACGCGGAGGACUCCUGUUUGUUUCCCAAUUGCAGUUCUUAAUUCAACUGUUGCUUACGCUAGGUGUACGUGUUUAGCUAUUUAUACGAAUCUUUAACUUAGAUUAAAUCUAUAUCCUAACAUUAGAA
Molecule: messenger RNA, 1471 nt
Organism: Drosophila erecta
Lineage: Eukaryota; Metazoa; Arthropoda; Insecta; Diptera; Drosophilidae
Product: short-chain dehydrogenase/reductase family 16C member 6
Exons: 7
Coding region: 225-1310 (361 amino acids)
Cellular component (GO): lipid droplet
Molecular function (GO): oxidoreductase activity, acting on the CH-OH group of donors, NAD or NADP as acceptor
Source: RefSeq, a predicted model, not a curated record